This is a messenger RNA of Pezoporus occidentalis (night parrot), 1643 nucleotides long. RefSeq names its product zinc finger protein 658B-like. The transcript is spliced from 2 exons. Lineage: Eukaryota; Metazoa; Chordata; Aves; Psittaciformes; Psittacidae. Gene Ontology annotation, biological process: regulation of DNA-templated transcription. The record is from RefSeq and is a predicted model, not a curated record. Gene Ontology annotation, molecular function: RNA polymerase II cis-regulatory region sequence-specific DNA binding; DNA-binding transcription factor activity, RNA polymerase II-specific. The coding region runs from base 109 to 1626 and encodes 505 amino acids.
CUGCGGGGGGGGUUGGGGGGGGGGGUUGGGGGAUGCUCCGCGUUGUUUCCACCCGGACUCCAAACGCUGCGGCACCACCGCGGGUCCGAUGGGGGGGGGGGGGCCCCGAUGCGGCGGCCCCGGAGACCCCCCCCCGACCCCCCCCCCGGUGCUGAGCGGGCCGCGAUGAAGGGCCCGGGGCGCGGAGGAGCCGGGAGCUCCCCCCCUCCUCCCGCUACCCCCCCCCCCGCAGAGCCGCCCCCCGCCCCGGGGGGUCGUUACCUGCUCAUCGACGCGCAGGGGCUGCCCUACACGGUGCUGGUCACGGACAGCGGCGGCGCUGCAGUUACCAACAGUGACCACAGCGCGGCGCUGCGGUGCAAUACCGCCAAUGACCACAGCGUGGCGCUGCGGUGCAAUACCGCCAAUGACCACAGCGCAGCGCUGCGGUGCAAUACCGCCAAUGACCACAGCGUGGCGCUGCGGUGCAAUACCGCCAAUGACCACAGCGCGGCGCUGCGGUGCAGUCCCAGCAGUGACCACAGCGCGGCGCUGCGGUGCAAUACCACCAAUGACCACAGCGUGGCGCUGCGGUGCAAUACCGCCAAUGACCACAGCGUGGCGCUGCGGUGCAAUACCACCAAUGACCACAGCGCUGCGGCGCGGUGCAGUCCCGGCAGUGACCACAGCGCGGCGCUGCGGUGCAAUCGCACCGGUGACCACAGCGCGGCGCUGCGGUGCAAUACCGCCAAUGACCCCAGCGCUGCGGUGCGGUGCAGUCCCGGCGGUGACCACAGCGCGGCGCUGCGGUUCAAUGCCACCAAUGACCCCAGCGCUGCGCUGCGGUGCAGUCCCGGCGGUGACCACAGCGCGGCGCUGCGGUUCAAUGCCACCAAUGACCACAGCGCGGCGCUGCGGUGCAACCCCAACAGUGACCACAGCGCGGCGCUGCGGUCCGCACCCAUCAAUGACCACAGCGCUGCGGUGCGGUGCAGUCCCACCGGUGACCACAGCGCGGCGCUGCGGUUCAAUGCCACCAAUGACCACAGCGCUGCGGUGCGGUGCAGUCCCACCGGUGACCACAGCGCGGCGCUGCGGUUCAAUGCCACCAAUGACCACAGCGCUGCGGUGCGGUGCAAUCCCAGCGGUGACCACAGCGCGGCGCUGCGGUUCAAUGCCACCAAUGACCCCAGCGCUGCGGUGCGGUGCAGUCCCACCGGUGACCACAGAGCGGCGCUGCGGUUCAAUGCCGCCAAUGACCCCAGCGCUGCAGUGCGGUGCAGUCCCACCGGUGACCACAGAGCGGCGCUGCGCUGCCCGGAGUGCGGUCGCGCGUUCCCGUUCCCGUCCUACCUCCGCCGCCACCGCAUCGCGCACUCCCCGCACAAGCCCCACGAGUGCCGGGCCUGCGGCAAGGCCUUCAAGCGGCGCUCGCACCUGGAGCGGCACCGGGUGAGCCACGGCGGGCGCCAGCCCCACGCCUGCGCCCUCUGCCCGCGCCGCUUCCGCCACCCCGGCGAGCUGGGGCAGCACCAGCGCGUGCACAGCGGCGAGCGCCCCUUCCAGUGCGCCCUGUGCCAGCGGCGCUUCGGGGAGCGCGGGGCCCUGCGCAGGCACCUGCGGAGGAAGAGCCACGCGAGGGCGUGAGGGUGGGGGGGAAGGGG